Molecule: messenger RNA, 432 nt
Organism: Lichtheimia ornata
Lineage: Eukaryota; Fungi; Mucoromycota; Mucoromycetes; Mucorales; Lichtheimiaceae
Exons: 5
Coding region: 1-432 (143 amino acids)
Cellular component (GO): cytosolic small ribosomal subunit
Molecular function (GO): RNA binding; structural constituent of ribosome
Source: RefSeq, a predicted model, not a curated record
AUGCUUGUUCAGAAGCAGAACCGCAAGCUCAUCUACGAGACUCUUUUCAAGGACGGUGCUCUUGUUGCUCCCAAGGACUUCAACUUGGCCAAGCACCCCGAAAUUGACGUUCCCAACCUUGAAGUCAUCAAGAUUAUGCAAUCCUUGACCUCCAAGGGCCUUGUCAAGACCCAGUUCUCGUGGCAGUGGUACUACUAUACUCUCACCAACGAGGGUAUUGAUUAUCUUCGUGAAUACCUUCACUUGCCCCAAGAGAUUGUUCCCGCUACUUUGAAGAAGACUGCUCGUCCUGCUGCUCCCCGUCGUGCUUUCGGUGGUGAAGGUCGUGAAGGUGGUCGUCGUGAUCGUGAUGACUACCGCCGCAAGGAAGGUGCCUCUGGUGACUUCAAGCCUGAAUUCCGUGGUGGUUUCGGCCGUGGCCGUCGCGAGUAA